Messenger RNA from Macadamia integrifolia, 879 nucleotides. Its product is annotated as putative beta-D-xylosidase. Gene Ontology annotation, biological process: arabinan catabolic process; xylan catabolic process. The record is from RefSeq and is a predicted model, not a curated record. Gene Ontology annotation, cellular component: plant-type cell wall. Gene Ontology annotation, molecular function: xylan 1,4-beta-xylosidase activity; alpha-L-arabinofuranosidase activity. The coding region runs from base 1 to 879 and encodes 292 amino acids. Lineage: Eukaryota; Viridiplantae; Streptophyta; Magnoliopsida; Proteales; Proteaceae. The transcript has 3 exons.
AUGUCAUUUAUGAAGAUGGAACUACUGCCUCCUUGCCCUGUAGUUGUGGUGGAUGACAUAACUUGUGGCAAAGAAUUGGACUUUGAGGUUGAUGUUAAAGUCCAAAAUGUGGGAAAUGUGGAUGGAACUGAUUUUGCCAUCGUCUACUCAAAGCCUCCGGCAAGCAUUAAGGAACUCAUAUCAAACAGCACACUAGCCACUCCUAUAGAUGGGUUCUCUGCGUAUGGAAAUGUGAUUUUUGUAAAUUCAUGUGGAAAUGACACCUCUUGCACAAAGACUGAUGACUUUCCUGCAGCUGUGGAGGUAGCAAAGAAUGCAGAUGCUACCAUCAUUAUUGUUGGCUUGGAUUUAAAGUUUGAGAGAGAGGAACAAGAUAGAGCUGAUCUCAAAGUUCCUGGUCAUCAAAUUGAUUUAGUCAAUCAGGUCGCCAAUGCAGCUAAGGGUCCUGUCAUUCUUGUCAUCAUGUUACAAGAUGCUUUGAAUUCCAUGUCCCUAAGGCUAGUUCCUGAAUUUGGCUACCCUGGAAGGACUUAUAAGUUCUUCAAUGGUGAAACCCUUUAUCCUUUUGGUUAUGGUCUCAGCUACAGUCAGUUCAAUUACUCAAUGGUAUCUUCUGCUUAUGCACUUAACCUGAAAUUGGGAAAGCUCCAACAUUGCUACGAUGUCAUUUAUGAGGAUGGAACUACUAGGCCUCCUUGCCCUGUAGUUGUGGUGGAUGACAUAACUUGUGGCAAAGAAUUGGACUUUGAGGUUGAUGUUAAAGUUCACAAUGUGGGAAAUGUGGAUGGAACUGAUUUUGUCAUCGUCUACUCAAAGCCUCCGGCAAGCAUUAAGGAACUCAUAUCAAACAGGUUAUUGGGUUCCAAAGGGUGUUCUUGA